Exophiala viscosa is the source of this 698-nucleotide messenger RNA. RefSeq names its product histone-fold-containing protein. Gene Ontology annotation, molecular function: TBP-class protein binding; protein heterodimerization activity; RNA polymerase II general transcription initiation factor activity. Gene Ontology annotation, cellular component: negative cofactor 2 complex. The transcript has a single exon. The record is from RefSeq and is a predicted model, not a curated record. The coding region runs from base 79 to 552 and encodes 157 amino acids. Lineage: Eukaryota; Fungi; Ascomycota; Eurotiomycetes; Chaetothyriales; Herpotrichiellaceae. Gene Ontology annotation, biological process: negative regulation of transcription by RNA polymerase II; RNA polymerase II preinitiation complex assembly.
CUUGGAACGCGUCUCGACCUUGUGAACAUGACACUCCAAUAACGAGAUUUGCCUCAGCAAGCACUACAAGCCUUCAAGAUGUCCGACAAAGAUUUAGAAGAUCUUAGUUUGCCCAAGGCGACCGUUCAAAAGAUCAUAUCCGAGAUCCUUCCCCAACUUCCUAAUGACAACACCGCCGCCGGAAAGGACGGCGAGAUGACCUUCACUCGACCAGCCCGCGACUUGCUGAUUUCAUGCUCUCUCGAAUUCUUGCGCAUGUUGUCCUCCGAGUCCAACGACAUUUCUGAAAAGGAAUCAAAGAAGACCAUCAGUGUUGAACACGUCGAACAGGCUCUCACAGACUUGGGCUUCGGUACCUACAUCGAAGGUUGUCGCGGCGUUGUUGGCGAAUGGCAAGAAGUGCAGAAGAAGAGGGUCGGUCGUGGUGAAAAGAUGCGGAACUUUGGAGGUUACGAUAAGAUGGGCGAGGAAGAGUUACGGAAGAUGCAAGAAGCUCUGCUCGGGGAAGCGCGAGGUAGAAUGGAAGGACAAGGUGACGCACCAGGGGAAUGAGAGCUGGAAGACCCAUUAUCAAGCAAAACUUCCCUAGAGCCGGAGUUGUGAUGCUUUGGCCUGCCUGUGAGCGAGCAUGUUGCACACGACGGAGCAAGUGCGGUUGAAAGAGUGAGCCAUGGGAUGCUUCGGUCGUAGGCAGGUGC